Teleopsis dalmanni is the source of this 2844-nucleotide messenger RNA. RefSeq lists its product as uncharacterized. The transcript is spliced from 5 exons. Bases 1 to 2844 code for a protein of 947 amino acids. The record is from RefSeq and is a predicted model, not a curated record. Lineage: Eukaryota; Metazoa; Arthropoda; Insecta; Diptera; Diopsidae. Gene Ontology annotation, molecular function: zinc ion binding; nucleic acid binding.
AUGAGCGACCCACUAUAUAGGACAUCGUGCCGCACACAACUUACAAAGUUGUGUAAUCAGAUCAAUAAUUAUUUGAACGAGCCUGAUAACAUUACUGAAGAAGGUCUGGCUAUUAACCUGAAGCGGCUUCAGAACGCCCACGAAAAGUUGAAAAAGGCUGAUGAAAUGGUUCAGGAUGACAAAGAUUUUGACAUAGUAAUUGAUUAUGAUGACAAAGCAAUAGCAGUUAUUGCGAAACUUGAAUACAACAUACAGCGGCUGAAGAUUUCCAGCAACGAACCAUUUCACUCAGACCUUAAGGAAAGUAUAAUUCAGGGCUUUGAAAAUUCCAAUAACAGUAAUGGAGUCAGACUUAAACCUAUAGAAUUGAAAAAAUUUAACGGAGCAUUUGAAAGUUGGUUGCCCUUUUGGGAGCAAUUUAAAGUAGCUGUACAUGAUAAUAAAAAGCUAGAUGCAGCAACAAAAUUUAAUUAUUUAAAUGAAGCGUUAGUCGGUGAAGCAGCGGCGAAAAUAGCGGGAUUCAUUCCAACAGAAGCAUGUUACAAAGACGCUUUAAAUUUGUUGUUGGAAGAAUAUGGAGACAGAGAAAAGAUAAUCGAAAAGUACAUCCAAAUUCAACCUGUACAUUCAUCAUCAAAUAUAAAAGGUUUACGAAAACAUAUCAGAAUUGAAGUAGAAGCAUUAGAAAAAGCAACAAUGUCAACUCACUGCAAUGCAGAUAAAAGGGAAAAUGACAAAACAAAGACAGCACGAGGCACAGCCGUUGGUUUAUAUUCUUCUGAACAAAUUUACAGAAAUUGCAUUUUUUGUAAACGCGCAAAUCAUAAUACAAGUGAUUGCAAACACAAAACAAUUGGAAUUAAUCAAAAGAAAAAUAUAUUAAAAGGUCAAGGUAGGUGCUUCAGAUGUGGUAAGGCAAAUCAUACUUCUACAUUUUGUAAAAAUCAGUGGAUAAAAUGUUCCAUUUGCAGUGGUCGCCAUAUGAGUGCCAUUUGUGAGAAUAAAACGUUUAAAUUAAACAGCGUAGACAAUUUGGUUGAACGCCAAUCGGUAACAACUACAACGGAAAAACCAGCAUUGCCUGAAACGAGCACAUCAAAUUCAUCAGCAGCUCUGAACACAAUGUCAAAUGUUGGAAAAAAUGAAGUUUAUUUACAAACCGCUAAAGCGAUAGUUUCAAGUGAUGAAUCUAAAUGUUUAACAAGAGUGAUUAUGGACAAUGGAAGUCAAGGAACAUAUGUUACCGAAUAUUUGGCAAAGCAGCUACAAUUACCGGUUGUAGGUAUUGAUAACACACGAAUUAUUUCGUUUGGCCAAAGUAGCCACAAUAGAAAAGUUAAGCAAAUAAAACGUGUAAUAUUAAAAGUGCAAAGCCAAUAUUCCGAUGAAAUUAAAGAAAUUUAUGCUUCAGUUGUGCAAAAUAUAUGUGCUGAUGUUAUACCAGUUCCUGGUGACAUAUAUGAUAAAAUUAAAAACAUGGCUGAAAAUGUAGUCACAAAUGUAAAACAAAUGACUGGUAUUAAUUUAUUAAUUGGCCAAGACAAUUAUUGGCAAUUCAACUCUGAUAAUUGUGAAUAUAUUACUGAGAAUUUGGUUGCAGUUGAAACAUUUUUCGGUUGGACAAUUCAAGGCUGUUCAGAUAAUCAAACUCAAACGAAAUAUGUAUUGAAUGUUAUCGAAGAUUCAAACGAUUUUGACGUUUCUAAAUUUUGGGAUUUAGAAUCCGUUGGGAUUAAAUCAUACCCCGAAUGUACAAAACCUCUUAAAAAAGCAAAUUUAGCGAAAAUUAAUGGACGUUAUACUGUAAGCCUACCAUGGAAAUAUGAUAAGGAUGUCUACCUUCAUAAUAAUAAAAAUAAUGCUCUAAAUCGACUCAAAACUCUUAGUUCUAAAUUAUUUAAAGAUCAUAAUAAACUAAUCGAAUACGACACUGGAAUACACGAGCUAAUUAAGUCUGGAAUAGCAGAGGAAGUACCAGAUGGCCAUAGUAAUGAGAGAACAUAUUACAUGCCGCAUCGUCCAGUGUACAGAGAAGAUAAAAUUACAACAAAAAUGCGCAUUGUGUUCGACGCCUCUUCAAGUAACCCAGGAAUGGAUCCCUCAAUGAUAUGCUUGAUUCAGAAUGAUAGAGAUAGUCAUCGUUUCCUCUGGUAUAAAAAUUUAAGAGAUGAUAACAAAUCAGCGGAAAUUGCAACUUAUCGAAUGGCAAGGGUAACUUUUGGUGUAACAUCUAGUCCUUUCUUGUUAGCGUCGACAAUGCAGCAACAUCUGCAAGACGACUUAAUAAUUAGUAUAUCAACUGUUCAAGAAGCUGAAUAUUUAUACCUCAUAGCAACGAAAAUAAUGAAAAUAGGUGGUUUUAAUUUGCGGAAAUGGACCUCCAACAGCGAAGACUUACGACGAAAAUUUGAAGAAAAUAAUAAAGAGCAGCAUCCGAUACAAAAGGUGCUUGGCGUUUUAUGGAACAUUUAUGAAGAUAAUUUAUUUAUAAAUUUAGAUCACUGUAUAGAGAUUUCUCGGAAUUUAAGACCCACUAAACGCAAUGUAUUAAAGAUUAUGGCUGGAGUUUAUGAUCCCUUAGGAUUUUUAGGUCCGUUUACUGUAAAAAUCAAAACACUUUUGCAGAGGAUAUGGAAAGAAAAUUUAGACUGGGACUCUACCUUACCUGAAAGCUUAGCGGAUGAUUUUAAUAAAUGGUGUGAUGAUUUACAUAAUUUAAAAUAUUUUACUAUUAGUCGAUGCCUGAUGCGAGCCCGAUUGCAUACGGAGCUGUUGCAUACCUACGAGAAAUUUUGUCUAGUGGCGAAUUAUUUACAAGCCUUAUAUGUUCUAAAAACAGAGUAA